AUUAACAUAAUCAUAUUCAUACUUACCCUUUCAUUAACCCUAAGCAUCGUCCUAACUACACUAAAUUUUUGACUAGCCCAAAUAAACCCCGACUCGGAAAAACUAUCCCCCUACGAAUGUGGAUUCGACCCACUAGGAUCUGCCCGUCUACCAUUCUCAAUUCGAUUCUUCCUAGUAGCCAUCCUAUUCCUUCUAUUCGACCUAGAGAUUGCCCUCCUCCUACCCCUCCCCUGAGCCAUUCAACUCCAAUCCCCCAUCCUCACCUUCACCUGAACUUCUACUCUCAUCAUCAUCCUCACCCUAGGACUAGUCUAUGAAUGAACCCAAGGAGGACUAGAAUGAGCAGAAUAA
This is a messenger RNA of Malurus melanocephalus (red-backed fairy wren), 351 nucleotides long. Lineage: Eukaryota; Metazoa; Chordata; Aves; Passeriformes; Maluridae. The record is from the annotation of a RefSeq genome assembly.